Molecule: messenger RNA, 2103 nt
Organism: Raphanus sativus (radish)
Lineage: Eukaryota; Viridiplantae; Streptophyta; Magnoliopsida; Brassicales; Brassicaceae
Product: serine/threonine-protein kinase MHK
Exons: 18
Coding region: 492-1814 (440 amino acids)
Biological process (GO): protein phosphorylation; intracellular signal transduction
Cellular component (GO): cytoplasm; nucleus
Molecular function (GO): ATP binding; protein serine/threonine kinase activity
Source: RefSeq, a predicted model, not a curated record
UUUUCUUCUUCUUCUUCAUCAAUUUGUUUUUCCUUUCUUCCAUGGCUUCCUAAGCUUUCCUCUCUCUCUCUCUUCACCUGCAAUUUUCCUUUGAUUUUUUCUCUCCCUUUAUUAAUUCUAGUUUCUCUUAAUCUCCUUCUCUUUGUAAAAGAAACGACAUUGGUGAAUCUUCCUGUAAUCUCAAUCAUCAGAUCGUAAUAUAAUUUGAACUUAUCCCCGUAUCAAUGAUAACUCUGUUGUUUAUCUGAGUUUAUCUUCCUUUGGAUUUGGAUGAAGAAGGUUGGUUAUUACCGCAGCUUGUAGAAAAGCUGAACUAUGUUUCUAACUUUUGACCUUAUUAAUCACUCCAAACAUGAGAAGCUGCUGGUUCAUCUUUACCACCUGCUACAGUCAACAAGAAUCAACCCGUUUAUGCAAACAUUAGACACAUCAACACACCUAUCCAAGGUGGAGUUUAUCAUCAGAGAUCUGUUGACCAUUCUUUUAUAAUAAUGGAAAGAUAUAAGUUUCUGGAAGAGCUCGGUGAUGGUACAUGUGGCAGUGUAUAUAAGGCUGUCAAUCUUGAAACAUAUGAAGUUGUUGCUGUUAAGAAGAUGAAGAGAAAGUUUUAUUAUUGGGAAGAGUGCAUGAAUCUGCGAGAAGUAAAGGCUCUUCGUAAGCUAAACCAUCCUCACAUCAUAAAGUUGAAGGAGAUUGCUAGGGAACAUAACGAGCUUUUCUUCAUCUUUGAGUGCAUGGAUCACAAUCUGUACCAGAUAAUGAAAGAAAGGGAACAACGACCUUUCUCUGAGGCAGAGAUAAGAAGUUUUAUGUCUCAGAUGCUUCAAGGCCUCGCACACAUGCAUAAAAAUGGUUACUUCCAUCGGGACCUGAAACCAGAGAAUUUGCUGGUGACCAACAACAUCCUGAAAAUUGCUGACUUUGGACUGGCUAGAGAAGUUGCAUCUAUGCCUCCUUACACUGAAUAUGUGUCUACGCGUUGGUAUCGAGCUCCGGAAGUUCUGCUACAGUCUUCAUUAUACACUCCUGCAGUUGACAUGUGGGCAGUGGGGGCAAUAUUAGCUGAGCUUUUCGCUUUUUCUCCCCUAUUUCCUGGUGAAAGUGAGAUAGAUCAACUAUACAAGAUUUGCUGUGUUCUUGGCAAGCCUGACUGGACCACGUUUCCUGAAGCAAAAAGCAUUUCUCGGAUCAUGAGUAUUAGUCACACAGAGUUUCCACAGACAAGGAUUGCUGAUCUACUCCCCAAUGCUUCUCCUGAAGCUAUUGAUUUGAUCACUAGACUUUGCUCAUGGGAUCCACUGAAACGACCAACUGCUGACCAGGCGCUUAACCAUCCCUUCUUCAAUAUGGCUACGCAGGCUUCUUAUCCUCUACAUGACCUUGAGCUGAGGCUUAACACCAUUGCAGCGGAGAUGCCUAAUCUUGAGCUAAACCUCUGGGACUUCAACACAAAACAAGAUGAAUGUUUUCUUGGCUUGACGUUGGCUGUAAAACCAAGCGCUCCUAAACUAGAAAUGGUCUGCAAUGCAUCUCAGGAUAUGAGUGAGAACUUUCUCUUUUGCCCUAUGGUUAACAAUGAUCGUGAACCAUCAGUUUUCUGGUCUCUGCUCUCUCCUGAUGAAAACCGUGUCCAUGCACCUGUUGAAUCAUGUCCUCUAUCUCUGUCCUUCAGUCCGAUGCAGCAACACACAAGCGUGGGACCUCCACCACAGUCAACAACAGGGUUCACAGUGGGAUCAUCAAUGCAACCGAACAUGUUGGACCGCCCAUGGAUGGCUGUGUCUGCGCCGUUUCAACAGACUCAUUACCUCUGAUCUUCUUACUUAAUCCAUUAAAUACCUACUAAAAAAAGUAAAUAACACAGAGGUUUGUCAGAUUUGAAUUAAAAGAAGAUAGAGAAGAAGAAAAAAAAAACAGAGGAGGUUGUAGAUUUUGCAUGUCACCUUAUUGUUCUCUAAUUUGUAAAGAUUGGGGGAGGGUUUAGGUGACGUUAAUUUUCUCAGAGCUUGAACUUAAACCAUUAACUAUUAUCCAUUCUUGAGAACAGAACAAGUCUCCCUUUUGUGUAAUAUAUAUAUAAAUGAGAUAAUUGCUUCUUUUUUU